AAUUAACCAAAAAAAUAAAAAAUAAAAAAAACAAGCAGCAGCAAAUUCCCGCGGCUUCCAGUCUCUCUGCUGCCUCUGCGCUGGGGUUUAGGGUUUAGAGAGAUAAUGCCUUCAAAGGCGAAGAAACACUCAAAGACUCCGACGACUCCAUCAUCAUCAUCAGCAAGGCAUUCGAAUUAUGAAUCACCUCGGACUCCAUCAUCGUCCUCAUCAGGUGGUCUAAAUGUCGAAGCUACUGAAAUGGAUUUUCUCUGCUCUCUGGAAGAAGCUUCUAAAAAAUACCCUUCAUUGAUUGGGAAAUCCGCUUUCGUUGGCCAACUCACCGCUGUUGAUGAUGCUGAUCAUGCUUCUAAAGGAUUCAAAAUUUGGCUUUCUGAGCCUUCCAUGGUCGCCUCUUCCUUCACUCCUGGUUCUGUUGUCUCGGUGUCCCUUCCUUCUUUGAAUAGUAAACUUUCACAUACAUUCCCUCUCAGCUCAUUAGCAGAUGAAUGUGCUAGACAUUUUGGAAUUGAUCCAGGUGACCAGUUCGCUGAUGAAGCGGGGAAUUACUUUGCUCUUGCAAGAAUUUUUCCUUCUAGUAAGGUUGCAAAGAAUCAAGUGACAUUGUCUGCUAACCUUUCAAACACAAUGGGAUGUCCUACAGCUGGUAGAGUUGUGUUUGUGUACCCUGCACAAAGUCAAUUGCUAGCUGGUCUUGUAAGCAAAGGUGAAAAAUCAAAUAGCUCUAAAGUCAAUCAUCUCUUGAUGUCUGACUGCAAUGAAAUAGUUUUAGAGCUGAUUCACUCUAAGAAUAGAUUAGGCAGGAGCAGAACUUCCAUGAACAUUUCCUUGGAAAAGUCUUAUGAACAUUCUGAAAAUGAGGUGCCUGCAUCCCCAAGGACACCAUUGAAUCAGUCAAAUUUUUGUCCGUUAAAUUCAUCUGCAGGUGAAGAUCCUGCAGUAAAUUUAACCAAUUCAGAUGGCUCAUCUAUUGAUUCUUUAAAUAUUAUGGAAGUGCUGGCGGAUGAAAAUUCUAGAAGGCUUCUGCAGAUAUGUGCUACUACUUGGCUGCAUUCUUGUUGUUUACUUCGUGGAAAUAUUGUGACGGUUCCAAUGCUUUCGCACCUUUAUAAUUUUCAUGUGAUGGAUGCUAAAAGGUUUUUUGUAGAUGGUACUUAUGAUUUGACAAAUGGAAGUAAGGAUUGCUCUGAAGUUCUAGAUCACGCAAAUGAGGCUUUUUUGGUAAAACGUGAAACAAAAAUGUCUAUAUGUUUACCAUCAAAAUUGGCCUCACGAAAUCCAAAAAGACCGGUUGACAUUGAAUGUAGUGAUGCUGAAGCUAAUACAGGAGGUACUAUUUCAAAUUUGGGUGGUCUUUCAAAAGAAUAUUUACUUUUGAAGAAAAUUAUAGUUUCCUCAUCAACAGACAUUUUGUCAAGAUUUGGUUUACGACCUACAAAGGGAGUGCUUCUUCACGGCCCACCUGGCACAGGAAAGACGUGUUUGGCUCGUCUAUGUGCUCAUGACGCUGGUGUUAAACUUUUCUCUGUAAACGGAUCUGAGAUUGUUAGUCAAUAUUAUGGUGAAAGUGAGCAAUCUUUGCAUAAAGUGUUUGAUUCAGCUCGCCAAGCUGCACCUGCUGUGGUUUUCAUUGAUGAGUUGGAUGCCAUAGCACCUGCAAGGAAAGAUGGGAAUGAAGAGCUAUCUCAGAGAAUGGUUGCUACAUUGUUAGAUUUGAUGGAUGGGAUUUGUAGAACUGAAGGACUACUUGUAAUUGCUGCCACCAACAGGCCUGAUACCAUUGAGCCUGCACUCAGACGACCUGGAAGGCUUGACAGGGAAAUUGAAAUAGGUGUGCCAUCUCCCACUCAACGAUUAGAUAUAUUGAAAUCUCUUCUUGGUGGAAUGGACCACACACUUUUGGAAAUGCAAGUUCAACACCUUGCUAGGGUUACACAUGGUUUUGUUGGUGCUGAUUUAGCUGCACUUUGCAAUGAGGCAGUCUUCAUUUGUCUUAAUCGUUAUGCCGGGUCUAGACAUUCCUAUGUGCAUGGAACACCUUUUGCGUAUGAAGAAUGUUCUGAUGCUGUGACAGAAUCUAAUCACUUAAAAGUUACACGAAACAUCUUGAGAGACUACCCAGAUUCUGAAGCAUUGCCAGUGUCACAUUUGGCACAAAAUCUUUCAUUUUUGCAUCUCCAGGAGACAAUGUCAUAUAAUAUACAAGAUGUUCGGAAUGGCAUUGAAGAAGAUUACAUGCUAAAAGUGACUUUUGAAGAUUUUGAAAAGGCAAGGAUGAGAGUGAGGCCCAGUGCCAUGCGAGAGGUAAUACUUGAGGUUCCAAAGGUUAAUUGGGAAGAUGUUGGUGGCCAGAUGGAGGUUAAAAAUCAAUUAAUGGAAGUUGUAGAAUGGCCUCAAAAACACCAGGAUGCAUUCAACCGAAUAGGGACUCGGCCCCCAACAGGGGUCUUGUUGUUUGGUCCUCCUGGUUGCAGCAAAACCCUCAUUGCUCGAGCAGUGGCUUCUAAAGCAGGACUGAAUUUCCUUGCUGUUAAGGGUCCAGAACUUUUUAGUAAGUGGGUUGGUGAAUCUGAGAAGGCUGUUAGAUCUCUGUUUGCAAAGGCAAGAGCCAAUGCUCCAUCAAUCAUAUUUUUUGAUGAAAUUGAUGGUCUUGCUGCCAUUAGAGGGAAGGAAAGUGAUGGGGUUUCAGUAUCCGAUAGAGUCAUAAGCCAACUUCUUGUUGAAUUGGAUGGUUUGCAUCAAAGAGUGAAUGUUACUGUUAUUGCGGCAACAAAUCGGCCUGACAAGAUCGACCCUGCCCUCCUAAGACAAGGUCGCUUUGACCGGCUGCUGUAUGUGGGACCUCCAAAUGAGAGUGACCGGGAAGAAAUAUUUUGUAUCCAUUUGCGCAAGACUCCAUGCAAUCCUGAUGUCAGCGUUAAGGAUCUUGCUUGUCUCACAGAAGGCUAUACUGGGGCUGAUAUAUCAUUAAUCUGCCGGGAAGCAGCUCUUGCAGCUUUGGAGGAGAAUUUUAAUGCUUCGGAAAUAAGGAUGCAACAUUUGAAGACUGCUGUUAGUCAAGUUCAGCCAUCAGAAAUUCAGUCUUAUCAAAUGGUAUCAGCAAAAUUUCAGAGGCAUGUUAAUUGUAGUGGAAAAGAAGAGAAAUAGGGGUGUCUAUCUGGGUCACCCUCUUCGACUCUACAUGAAAUAUUCUCUUCGAAGGUUUAAACGGACUUCCGGAUGAUGCAUGGAUUUUCAUGGAAGCUUUUAGGGGUCUGCUAACUCCCUUAGCAGUUGUAGGCGGUGACUUUUUCCGGUGUAAGAUGCAUAAAUUCAAUAUAAAAAAGAUUUAAUAAUUAAGGUUUUAAAAAAGUAAAAAAGGUAUUUUAGUACAUUUAAUGAAUUUGGAACUGUAUAAAGUUGUUUUGGUAUUGCAACUAGAAAUUUCCAAAAUAUAUAUUUUUUAAAAAUUAUAAAAUUCUUUUUGAAUUAAUAAAAAUUCAUUUAUUUUCAUAA
This is a messenger RNA of Ziziphus jujuba (common jujube), 3495 nucleotides long. Its product is annotated as calmodulin-interacting protein 111. The transcript has 11 exons. Gene Ontology annotation, molecular function: ATP hydrolysis activity; ATP binding. Bases 106 to 3147 code for a protein of 1013 amino acids. Gene Ontology annotation, cellular component: cytoplasm; chloroplast. NCBI's taxonomy places the organism in Eukaryota, Viridiplantae, Streptophyta, Magnoliopsida, Rosales, Rhamnaceae. The record is from RefSeq and is a predicted model, not a curated record.